Sinocyclocheilus rhinocerous is the source of this 2649-nucleotide messenger RNA. RefSeq names its product ankyrin repeat and BTB/POZ domain-containing protein BTBD11-B-like. Gene Ontology annotation, molecular function: DNA binding; structural constituent of chromatin; protein heterodimerization activity. Gene Ontology annotation, cellular component: nucleosome. The record is from RefSeq and is a predicted model, not a curated record. The transcript is spliced from 16 exons. The coding region runs from base 1 to 2649 and encodes 882 amino acids. NCBI's taxonomy places the organism in Eukaryota, Metazoa, Chordata, Actinopteri, Cypriniformes, Cyprinidae.
AUGCUCUGGAGCCUCGGGGAGGUGGAGAACGCGCUCAACAAGGAGGAAGAGUUGAGGUUCGGGACCGUGUCCGCGGAUCUGCUGGCGCGCCUCUCCACGCUCGUGAGCCGCGCGCUGGUGAGGGUCGCCAGGGAAGCGCAGCGGCUGAGUUUGCGCUACGGCAAAUGCACCAAAUACGAAGUCCAAAGUGCCAUCAAGAUGAUCCUAUCGUGGACCAUCUCGGUCAACUGCAUCGCCGCGGCGCUCAGCGCGCUGUCCAUGUACAACAUGAGCACCGAGGAUAAAUUCAGCCGGGGGAAAUCGGAGAGAUGCGGCUUGGUCUUCUCCGUGGGGAGGUUCUUCAGGUGGAUGGUGGACAGCAGGGUCGCUGCUCGCAUCCACGAGCAUGCGGCCAUAUACCUGACCGCUUGUAUGGAGAGCCUCUUCCGAGAGGUCUUCAGCCGGGUGUUGAAUAGCUCGGUGGUGGAGAAGGAUAACGGGAUCCCCAAAUUCACACUGGAAUCCUUUGAGCAGGCUCUGAGCAAUGAUUCGGAGUUGUACGGCCUCCUUUUGCCCUAUCAGCACCUCACAUGUGGGAAAAAUGCCAAUGGAAUCCUCAGUUUGCCGGACAGUUUGAGCCUGCACAGGAACCAGCAGCGCUCAAAUAAAGCUGGAGACGCCUACAGUCAGUCCGAGCAGCGUACUAUUGAGCAGUCCCUGCUGGCCACACGCGUGGGGAGCAUCGCUGAGCUCAGUGAUUUAGUGUCCAGAGCCAUGCAUCACCUCCAGCCUCUGAGCAUAAAGAACCACAGCAACGGCACUCCGCUCCCUCAGAAGAGCAGCCUGAUCCACUGGGAGCCCGAGGCUUUAUAUACGCUCUGCUACUUCAUGCACUGCCCUCAGAUGGAGUGGGAGAACCCCAACGUAGAGCCGUCCAAAGUCACCUUACAGACGGAGAGGCCGUUUCUCGUACUGCCUCCUCUGAUGGAGUGGAUCAGAGUAGCUUUGGCACAUGCGGAGCACCGCCGCAGCUUUUCAGUGGAUAGCGAUGAUGUUCGGCAGGCGGCCAGACUCCUGCUGCCCGGGGUGGAUUGUGAACCCCGCCAGCUGAAGACUGAUGACUGUUUCUGCGUGUCACGUAAGCUGGAUGCUGCCUCUACCGAGGCCAAGUUCCUGCAGGACCUGGGCUUCCGCAUGCUCAACUGUGGCCGUACUGACCUUGUCAACCAGGCCAUCAACUUACUAGGACCCGGUGGAAUCAACAGUAUGAGUGAACAGGGCAUGACCCCUCUGAUGUACGCAUGUGUUCGCGGUGACGAAGCCAUGGUUCAGAUGCUGCUAGACGCAGGAGCCGACAUCAACAGUGAGGUGCCAAACACAGUGCAAAAGUACCCCUCAGUCUUCCCAGAGACCCGGCAGGCCACGCCUCUCACCUUCGCCAUACUUCAACAGCACAUCCCCGUGGUGCAGUUGCUUCUGGACGCUGGAGCUAAUGUGGAGGGCUCUCUGCAGGACGGGAUGGAGAACUACACUGAGACGCCUUUGCAGUUAGCUGCCGCUGCAGGGAACUUUGAGCUGGUCAGUCUGCUUUUGGAGAGAGGAGCGGACCCCAUGGUUGGGACCAUGUACCGCAACGGCAUCUCUACCGCACCACACGGGGACAUGAACUCCUACAGCCUGGCCGCAGCGCAUGGACACAGGAACGUGUUCUGCAAGCUUCUGUCGCAGUCGGAAAAGGGGAAGGCAGAUGUUCUGUCUCUACAGGAGAUCUUGGCUGAGGGAUCAGAGAUGGAAGAGAGGAAUUCCCUGAAGAUAGAAGCAACCCGCACGGGGAAGACCAAACUCAAAGCUCUGAGAGAGGCGAUGUAUCACAGCUCUGAACACAGCUAUGUCGACAUCACAUUGGACAUCAGAAGUCUAGGGGUGCCCUGGACGCUGCACACCUGGCUGGAGUCCCUGCGAACCUGUUUCCUGCAGCACCGGCGGCCGCUGAUCCAGGGUCUGCUGAAAGAGUUCAGCUCUAUUGAAGAGGAGGAGUACACAGAGGAACUCAUAACACACGGCCUCCCACUCAUGUUCCAGAUCCUGCGUGCCAGCAAGAAUGAAGUGAUUAGUCAGCAGCUGGCCAUGAUAUUUACUCAGUGCUACGGACCGUAUCCGAUCCCCAAACUUACAGAGAUCAAGAGGAAACAGACGUCAAGACUGGAUCCUCAUUUUCUAAACAACAAGGAGAUGGCAGAUGUGACCUUCCUGGUGGAAGGAAAGCCAUUCUACGCUCACAAAGUUUUGCUCUUCACCGCCUCCAACAGGUUUAAAUUACUUCUGGCAAACAGACCAGCUGCUGAGAACACCUGUAUCGAAAUCAGCCAUGUCAAAUACAAUGUAUUUCAGCUGGUGAUGCAGUAUCUGUACUGUGGUGGAACGGAUUCACUUCAAAUCAGAAACACUGAGGUUAUGGAUUUCCUAGAGGCACCUGAGCUGUCGACCUACAUCGAGGGCUACUUUCUGAAGAACAUGGCAGUUCUCAUAGAGCUUGAGCCAUUUAAACAAUUGCUCUAUAACACCCCAAUGGAGAACUGCUGCCCCGACGUGUUGCAUGAUCUGGAGAAGACGCUGGCCACGCGCAUUCGCUCCAUUCAUCUGUCCUCCUCGAAGGGAUCCAUCGUCUAA